Molecule: messenger RNA, 1650 nt
Organism: Phragmites australis (common reed)
Lineage: Eukaryota; Viridiplantae; Streptophyta; Magnoliopsida; Poales; Poaceae
Product: protein FATTY ACID EXPORT 3, chloroplastic-like
Exons: 7
Coding region: 190-1131 (313 amino acids)
Cellular component (GO): membrane
Source: RefSeq, a predicted model, not a curated record
AGAAACCCCACAAAACUCCCCGUUCUACCCCCACCUCCGAUUCGUGCCGUCCGCCCCUCCGCCGUCUCCAGUCUCCGCCCCUCCUCUUCCGUUCCGCCGCUCUCCCCCUCGCCAGCUCGCCACACUCCCGAGUCCCGUCCCCGUUCCCGAGGGGGCGCGCGGAGUCGCGGAACGGCCCACCCAUCCCCGAUGGCUGCCUCUCUCGUCCACGCCGCGGCCCCGCUCCCGAGCCCGGGCCUCGCCUCCGCCCCGUCGCUACGCCUCGCGCGCUCCUCGUCCUCCACCUCCCGUCGCCGCCUCGAGGUUUCGCUCCGGGCGGUCUCGGCGGGGCAUCGUCUCGCCGGGAGGGGCGCACCCCGGGGUCGCCGCGUCGUCGCGGCCCUCGCGGGGGAGGAAACCGAGGGUUCAGAGGUGGGCGAUGACAAGGAUGACAUCAAGGUGGAGAUAAAUUCCGAGGAGGCUCAGGAAACAUGGAAGGUAAUGCUAGAGCAGUUCAAGGCCGAGGCCCUGCGAAUGCAGGCCCUGUCAAUGCAGGCAUAUGAUGUCUACUCCAAGAGGACGAGGGAGGUGCUAUUGGAAGCCUCGGAGAAGUUGAGGAUCCAUGCAGACAAAGCGCAGAAGGAUCUGAGCAUGAUCGCUACCGAGAUUGGGCAGGAGGGACAGGAAUAUCUCGUGAUGGCAGCACAGAACUCCCCAGAUUCGAUCAAGGAUAUCACCGAGACAUUCAGGGCUCUUGGCAGUUUGAGUUGGCCAUCACAAUAUAAGGAUUAUCAUUUGGGCAUUCCCUUCGGUACCUUUCUUACCGUAGGGGGUUUCCUCAACUUCAUGUUGACUGGAAGUACCUCUGCACUUCGUUUUGGUGUUGUUCUUGGCUUUGCAUUGUUGGUUCUAGGUAUCUCAAGUUUGAGAUCACAAAAAGAACGCGGUCGCCCAUCUCGUCUUCUGUUGAAAGGGCAAGCUGCAAUUGCAAGUGUCAUCUUUUUCAGAGAAUUGUCAGUUUUACUCCAGAAUGGCUGGUUUCCAACAAUCUUCAUGGUCCUCCUCAGUGGGACGGUGGCAACCUUUUGCAUUUAUCGCAUUGCAACUUGGGGUCACAAAGAUCCGAGCAGCAAGAGUGAUUCAGUGAACUAAUGCACUUGAUCAAAUGUUUAUGCAGCGUGGAUUUGGAAAACUGACCCUUUGCUUUCGAUUUCCUUCAGCUCAACUCAGGCAACCUCGGUUUCUCUCUAGUGUUUUAGGUGUCUCUGAACAGUGCCACAUGGAUUCAGAAGAAUUGCCUGCUUACUCGUCCCUCAUGGCCGCAGUCCUUUGUUCCUUUACUCAUGUAAUAUAGAUGAUAGGCGGAACAAGAAUAAGAAAUGGCCUUCAAAGGUCAACAAGUCAUGAUGUACGUAGCUAUUUAGUAUUUCUGUUGUUUAUUGGACGGGAAGUAAUGCUGCAAGUUCAAUGUUUAGUGAGAUCACCAAAAACUGUCAGCAGUAUUCUUUUCAGUAGUUUGCUGCUUGCCCUCAAUUAUAGCUGGUGGAUGAUAAGUCGAUAACAGGAGGCAGUGACGUUGAUCCCUUUCUGCUCUAUUUGUUGUUUUGUUAGAUUAUUUGGCCAUAUGCUGUUUUACAUGAUUUGAAAUCUAUUCGUUCAUUGCUUACUGCA